AUUAUUGAAUCCAAUAUAAAAACAUUUUUCAGAUUUUCAGAUUUUUUUUUAUUGUUCUGGUGCAGCAUGCAGGCUGCAAAGUAGUUAUCAAAUAAAUGUAGUGAGUAAAAAGUAGUUGACAAUUAUCAUUGCAGAAAAUGGGAAAUACAAACUCAAAUAAGGUACAAAUACUCCAGAUUGUGAAUAAGUACAAUACUUGAGCAAGUUAACUUUUUUCAUGACAUCACCAGCUCUUUAUCUGCUAAAUGUAUGACAUUAAAACCACAUAACACACGUACAUUGAAAAAAAAGGGGAAAAUAAAUAAACGUUGUGUAAUUGCAUUACAUGUGUACAUACAGAUGUGGUUGAGCUUAUGAAACACUGUACUGUAGACACACUUUUUGAAGUCUGGCUCUAAACUUACAGCAUUUGUGCAUACCUCAGUGACAGUUGAACACCUGUAGGCAAAAAAGGAAAACGAACAGAACAGCAGAAUGCCCCCCAACCCAGCACCCCUCCCCUCUUCUCCCCCGCUCCUCGGUCGCUUUGUUUCUGGGCGGAUCUUCGCUGCUCCUCUCCACACCCCUACUCAGAGUUCACUUCUACACCAGCCACUGUUUCUCUGUCUGCGCACGUGGAGAGAGUACUGUUGCGGCUGCGGUUCCACGCGCGCUCUGGCCCGCUUCAUGAUUACUUUUAUCUUGUUGUGUCUCGAGCCCAGUGCUGUCUGCAGCGGCACCUUUCACGCAUUUUUCAGAGCCUUUGCGCGGAAGAAGAAACAUUUUGUAAAGCAGUAGACUUGCAGAGAAUGAGUCCCGCAUAACUCCGGGACUUGUCGUUAUCUGCCCCUUCCUUUCUCUGUCUUUUCCCCUGUCCCGCGUUCUCCAAGUUGAGGCAUUGCACAUAAGUAUGGUAGAUAAAGGCCCCUUGUUGACUUCUGCCAUUAUUUUUUACCUGUCCAUUGGGGCAGCAAUUUUUCAAGUCCUGGAGGAGCCAAAUUGGAAGCUGGCUGCAAAGCAGUAUAGCGCCCAGAAGGAUAAAAUACUUGAGGACUAUCCCUGUCUGACGCAAGAUGAUUUGGACAAAAUAUUAGAGGUGGUGUCUGAUGCUGCAGGCCAAGGGGUCACUAUAACCGGCAGCAAGACUUUCAACAAUUGGAACUGGCCUAAUGCUGUUAUCUUUGCUGCCACAGUUAUUACUACUAUCGGAUAUGGGAACAUUGCUCCUAAAACGUCAGCAGGCCGUGUAUUCUGCAUCUUCUAUGGGCUGUUUGGUGUGCCUUUAUGUCUUACAUGGAUCAGUGAGCUUGGAAAGUUCUUUGGUGGCAGAGCCAAGCACCUUGGCCAGUAUCUGACCAAGAAGGGAUUUUCACUGAGAAAGGCUCAGUUUACCUGCACAGCUAUUUUUCUCCUCUGGGGUGUGCUGGUCCAUUUAGUCCUUCCACCUUUUGUGUUUAUGUCCCAAGAGGGUUGGACAUAUAUAGAAGGCUUGUACUUCUCAUUUGUCACAUUGACCACUAUUGGUUUUGGGGACUUGGUAGCAGGUGUGGAACCAAAUAAAGAAUACCCAACUCUGUAUCGUUACUUUGUAGAAGUGUGGAUUUAUCUGGGGUUGGCCUGGCUUUCUUUGUUCUUCAACUGGAAGGUCCGGAUGGUGAUUGAGGCUCACAAGGCACUCAAGAAACGGCGCAAGCUGCGCAAGCUAUCUCUUGAUGAGCUCCGGCACUACAAAGAGUCUCAUAAGGCUUCUCUUCGUUUGCCACCCACUCCCAGUGACGUCAACAUUUUCAGCUUCCUGUCCAAGAAGCAAGAAGGCUACAAUGACUUGAUUAAGCAGAUUGGCACCAAAAAAGAUGGCAGAAGCAACAGCAGCAGCGUCAACACCAUCAUUAACGUCAAAGAGAUUGUUCGUUCCAAGAGUUGCAAUGACGCUCCAAAGUUUAAUGGUCACACCAUCCUUAGUCUGGACCGUUCACCACGUCAAAAGAGACGCUAUAGUUUCAGUGACCGCGUCACUGUUGCAUUUUCAAAGUCCAAGAACUACCUCCUGGGCUCAGAUAAUGGUUUGCUGCUAACAGAGGACCAUGUAGAGGGUAAUCUAGAACUUGACCAGGACCAAAUGUAUGAGAACCAGCUUGACAAGGACAUCGACCUUGAAGACACAGUGGGAGGCUAUGGAGCAGGUGGUCGAAGGACAUGGGACUCUAAAGAGUACCAUCCGCUUACAUUUCAAAAUGCAAACAUUACUUUUAUAGAUGAGGAGAAUUUUCUCAGUAAUAACUUGGAGGAAGAUGAUGAUGAUGAUGAAGGUGAUGAUGAUUCUAAAGCAAAACUGUCAAUCACUACAUGCGAUGAAAACAUUGAAACUAACUCCAAGGAGGAACAGAGUUCUGAAUCUGAAGGGUCUGUUUUCACUAGUGACUGUUCAGAACACAGCCACUCCUAUGAGAAACUUGUGGAGGAAUAUGCAAAAGAAGAAAAUACAGACUCUUGAUCUUCUGUUGUUUGUCAAAUAUUGAAGUAUGUGUAUAGUAAUAAUUGUUUGAAAGAUUGUCUGACAUCCCUAGCACUUUUGGGCAUCUGAUAUAAAAGACUGCAAAGUUGAGAUCAAAUUUCAAAUUCAUCUUCUGUGAAAAUCAUCUUUACUGACUCUUUCUAUGAGUUGAGCUUCCUAUGAACUCCUGAACAAUUAUGUCCUUAAUCUUGACUUGGACUAUUGAAUUGUACUAAGAGUAUUUAACAUCUGCUCUAUUUAUGUCUUUUUAUACGGUUUGAGAAACUAUAUGCCCCACAUUUAUUAGAAUGUCCAAACCAAUUGUUUUCUGUGAGCCUUUUUUUUUUUUUUUAGGCUAGUAACAAAUUAUAUUUGGACAUUUAUUUGGUUUCAUAUAGUUUCUUACAUGCAUAUUCACCAUAUUGGUGUUUUUCAUAAUAUUUAUUAAAAUGAAAGACAUUGUAGCUUUUAUUCACUAGCUACAUGGGUUCUCCCCUUGCACAUUUUACAGCAAAUGAGGACAGUUCAAAGUCCAUUUCAGUGCAGAGUGUCUUUUAAAACCUGAGCCAAACAUUUGUUUAAAGAAAAUGAAGUAGAUUAAGGGCCAAUUCUCCCUCGUUUUUUUCCUUUGGUGUUUCUUUUGUGAAGUCCUUGAAACAUUGUUGUGGCUGAGAUUUCUGUUUAUUUUGACUCCAAGCAAUUGUGACUGCACUAGCUGUAAUCCGUAGGGCAUAGACAACAUCUGGGUUCUAGGACCACCUCAAGCUGACUUUUAAAAGGAAAAUUAUUAAUUUUACAAACACAAGCAUUUGUAGCAAAAUCUGAAUAUCCUGCAAGAGAGUAGCUCAAAACUAAGAUUUGUUUUCCUUUUUUGACACCUCUGAUCGAAGCAGCUGUAGUUUAAAAAGUGCUUGAUCCUGAAAUGAUCCUCCCAUUGUGACAAAAAGUACACACCUCUCAGAAUACACUCAAGGUCAAGUGCACAUACACUGUAUUGUUGUGGUUUGCUGCUUACAGCAUGUCAACUGUCACUCUGUGGCCCCUGGGCCCUCUAGCUUCCAAGUGCAUAAUGGAAAUGAAACUUUCACAGCAACAGUAUUCUGACUUUUUUUUUUUUUUUUCCCUUAGCACUCUUUCACUUCAUUGUAUUUGCCAUGUAAAUAUUGGUUGAACACCCUUCAGAAGUCACAAACACAGCUCUGCUCAGGACAUGGCCUUGAUGCUCAUGUUUGUCUUUGGGGGCUUGCACUGGCAUGAAUGACUGAAGUACCGCUUAUUACAGGCAGCCACGGUUAAGUUCAACAGAUCAAUAUAUAUAUGCAUUAGUCAUGAGGCAUUACAUCACCAACUGUUUUUAAGUGAAAAUGCCUUUGAAUCCUCUGCAAAAUAGAGGGAUAUACAUUACUAUGUAACAUCUAUUGAAUGUUCUUGUAUUGAUUCACUGAAAAUUUAGAGUCUUUCACAUUGGGUGCCAUCUUUUAUUUCUUCACUUUUGUUCAUGUAACAUUCUUCUCUCCCUCUCAUUUUCGCCAGUUUUCCUGGAUGUCUUAGUGCAGCAUUGUUAUGCAGCCAUGGUACUUCUCUGGACUGAAUUGCAAGCAUGUCUCUAGAUUAUUACCUACGAACCGGUUAGGCUGGUUAAACCCAUUGUUCCAAGCUUGCCUCUCAAUGUUGCUCCAUUGUGUAAAACUCCAGUAUAGUCGUUGCUAGUUUUAGUCUUUUUUAUGAUUAAAUUAUUCAUAUUUGUAAAAGUUUGUAUAUGAUUUCCAAACAAAACUGUAUAUUUCAUGUAAAUAAACAUUUAAUAAAA
Acanthopagrus latus (yellowfin seabream) is the source of this 4283-nucleotide messenger RNA. It is a transcript of the gene kcnk5a, whose product is annotated as potassium channel, subfamily K, member 5a. Gene Ontology annotation, molecular function: potassium ion leak channel activity. Gene Ontology annotation, biological process: stabilization of membrane potential; potassium ion transmembrane transport. The coding region runs from base 890 to 2473 and encodes 527 amino acids. Lineage: Eukaryota; Metazoa; Chordata; Actinopteri; Spariformes; Sparidae. Gene Ontology annotation, cellular component: membrane. The transcript has 5 exons. The record is from RefSeq and is a predicted model, not a curated record.